Molecule: messenger RNA, 1951 nt
Organism: Physcomitrium patens
Lineage: Eukaryota; Viridiplantae; Streptophyta; Bryopsida; Funariales; Funariaceae
Biological process (GO): SREBP signaling pathway
Cellular component (GO): endoplasmic reticulum; endoplasmic reticulum membrane
Molecular function (GO): ubiquitin protein ligase binding; cholesterol binding
Source: RefSeq, a predicted model, not a curated record
AUGGUGGUGACGAUCGGAGGUCAUGCACUUGCCGACACCGCCACUCACUCACUCACUCCGCAUGCAUUUCCCCUCUCCCCCAUUUUCGCAUUGAAGAAGAAGAAGCAGAACGUGCGUGAGUCGAACGAUGACGAACGCGUUCGUCAAGAUGCCACGUUCGUUGAGCGGCCCCCACGACGGAACAUAACUUUCGUUGGCGAAGUUCCACCGACGGUAAUUGAGAAAGCGGCUUCCGGCAGAGGAGACCAACACGAGCGAGGCGAAUACAUUGAGACUCCUCCGACAUCGGAGCUUGCAAUUCCGCCGCUGCAUCUGCCCGCAGGACCAGUUUCCGCUGUCUUCCAGUUAAGCAAUUGCCUUUCGCUAAUGGAUUCAAGUAGAGGAAUUCCAGGGGGAGUGCCCCCGCCACCAGCUAGAGUCGGAGAUGGUCCACCUGCUCCGAACAUGUUCGCCAUGGUCGCAGUUGGUUUAGCGAUAUUGCUUCCAAUGGCGGUUGCAGGUACAAAUUUGGCCAUACUGCAUCAGAUUCCUGAAGGACACGUUGGAGUGUACUGGCGUGGCGGUGCUCUUCUCAAUACAAUUUCAGGGCCUGGGUUUCAUCUGAUGAUUCCCUUUCUUACUCGCGUGGAGCCCAUUCAAGUGACAAUUCAGACGGACCAGGUUAUGAACAUACCUUGCGGUACCAAGGGAGGAGUCAUGCUUGAAUUUGCAAAGAUUGAGGUUGUAAAUAGAUUAAGGAAGAAUUAUGUGUAUGAAACUAUCUUGAACUUCGGCGUCCAUUAUGAUAAAACAUGGAUCUACGACAAGAUUCAUCACGAAAUCAACCAAUUUUGCAGUGGACAUACUUUGCAAGAAGUUUACAUUGACAAGUUUGAUCAGAUUGAUGAGAUGAUGAAAGAGGCGAUCCAGCGAGAUUGCACACAAUAUGCUCCAGGCAUUGAGAUCAUCGGUGUGCGUGUGACCAAACCUACAAUUCCACACUCCAUUGCACGCAACUAUGAAAUUAUGGAGGAGGAGCGCACGAAGGUGCUGAUAGCUGUAGAGAAGCAGAAGGUAGCAGAGAAGGAGGCUGAAACACUGAAGAAAAGAGCAGUGACAGAUGCUGAGAAGGAUGCCAAGGUGAGUGAGAUCCUGAUGAGUCAACGUGUGAGGGAGAAGGAAAGCAUCAAAAGGCAGCAGGAGAUAGAAAAUGAGAUAUUCCUUGCAAGAGAAAAGAGCUUAGCUGACGCUAAUUUUUACAGAGUUAUGAGAGAAGCUGAUGCUAACAAACUGAAGUUAACUCCCGAGUUCCUCGAGUUGAAGUUUAUUGAGGCUGUUGGGAACAACUCUAAGAUGUUUUUUGGGGAAAAGCUGCCCAACAUAGUGCUGGACCAAAGAUUGCUUGGAAAUUAUUUUGGGCCUGAAAAUAAGAAGCAAAUUUCUUAAGAGCUUCUUAGCAGGUCCUAAAGUUUCACAGCAAUAACGGCUUUUAAUUGUCAACUGGAACUUUAAACACAUUUCAAGGAGGAUGCUUUUUGGUCGCGCAGAGUUUUGAGAGGCUUAUCUAUACGACUUGAAGUUCUGCAUUUCAAUAUUUUAGGGGGUUUCACAUCGUUAUCCUUGCAAAGCACUCUUUUUUAGUAGUGCGUCUUGUGUAGAUUUAGCUGUGUGGCUGGCUACACUGGUUUAGUAGUUAGAAUCAACUUGCAUAAGUCUUGGCACAUGAAGAGUUGCAGAUUUCGGUUCUGUUCUUUCUUAGUCCGAAGGAGUAUUGUGGAAGGUGAAGCAGCUGCAGUUCUACUGUAUUCAGGAAUACAAGUUGCUUGUUUCUUAGAGGCUCUCUUGUAGGCAGCUAUGGUAUUGUGUGCAUUGUCAAGACUCCAAUGUCCAGUUUCUUACACAAUCUUACGUCAAACCCACCCUCUUUGUGUCUAAAUUUUCUGAUUAAUGCCAUCAUUGAGAACUUACUGUA